CUGUUAAUUUAUUAAUGCUGUUCAGCAGCUGGGCGCAUUUUAUUUACAAAAUAAACGUUUUUGUGAAAUAAUGUCGAAUGACAAACGCACCGUUUAUGUUGGUGGAUUGGCCGACGAGGUCACGGAAAGAUUACUAAACAAUGCCUUCAUUCCGUUUGGCGAUAUUGCGGACAUACAAAUGCCGGUUGACUACGAGUCACAAAAGCAUCGAGGAUUCGCCUUUAUUGAGUACGAGAAUUAUGAAGAUGCCGCCUCUGCCAUUGAUAAUAUGAAUGAUUCCGAGCUGUGCGGUCGGACGAUACGCGUCAAUUUGGCCAAACCGGUGCGCGUGAAGGAGGACAGCUUUAAGCCGGUUUGGGCGGAUGAUGACUGGCUGCAGAAACAUGCCGGCGCCACAUUGCAAGCGGAUGGUGAGCCAGAGGCUGACAAGGAUACGGAGAAGGUGGAGGCGCCAUCGACCGGGCCAGCGGUAAUUGAGAAAUCGGAGAAACGCAAUCCGCAAGUGUUCUUUGACAUACGGAUCGGUGGCAACGAUGCCGGUCGCAUUGUGAUGCUUCUUCGCGCCGAUGUGGUGCCCAAGACGGCGGAGAACUUUCGCCAGCUCUGCACCCAUGAGCAGGGCUAUGGCUACAAGGGCUGCACCUUUCAUCGCAUCAUUCCAGAAUUUAUGUGUCAGGGCGGAGAUUUUACGAAUAACAAUGGCACCGGUGGCAAAUCCAUUUACGGCAAGAAGUUCAACGAUGAGAAUUUCAACUUGAAGCACAACAGCUUCGGCACAUUAUCCAUGGCCAAUUCGGGUCCCAACACAAAUGGCUCACAGUUUUUCAUAUGCACCACCAAAACUGACUGGCUGGACAACAAGCACGUGGUCUUCGGGCAUGUCAUCAGCGGUGCGGAUGUGGUGCGCAAGAUGGAACGUUGUGGCAACAAAGCUGGAACCCCUUCCCAAAAAAUUAUCGUAUAUGCUUGCGGUGAACUCAAAUAAUAAAAACACAUUUAGCGAA
Drosophila grimshawi is the source of this 1004-nucleotide messenger RNA. RefSeq names its product peptidyl-prolyl cis-trans isomerase E (gene cyp33). Gene Ontology annotation, molecular function: peptidyl-prolyl cis-trans isomerase activity; RNA binding. Gene Ontology annotation, biological process: protein peptidyl-prolyl isomerization; protein folding. Gene Ontology annotation, cellular component: intracellular membrane-bounded organelle. The transcript has 4 exons. NCBI's taxonomy places the organism in Eukaryota, Metazoa, Arthropoda, Insecta, Diptera, Drosophilidae. The record is from RefSeq and is a predicted model, not a curated record. Bases 71 to 985 code for a protein of 304 amino acids.